Acomys russatus (golden spiny mouse) is the source of this 809-nucleotide messenger RNA. RefSeq names its product LLP homolog, long-term synaptic facilitation factor (gene Llph). Bases 35 to 409 code for a protein of 124 amino acids. Gene Ontology annotation, biological process: dendrite extension. Gene Ontology annotation, molecular function: RNA binding. The transcript is spliced from 2 exons. The record is from RefSeq and is a predicted model, not a curated record. Gene Ontology annotation, cellular component: nucleolus. NCBI's taxonomy places the organism in Eukaryota, Metazoa, Chordata, Mammalia, Rodentia, Muridae.
UGUUUGCGUUUUUUUGUUAACUACCAGAUAAAGCAUGGCUAAAAGCUUACGCAGUAAGUGGAAAAGGAAGAUGCGUGCCGAAAAGAGAAAAAAGAACGCCCCAAGGGAGCUCAACAGACUUAAAAGUAUUCUCAAAGUUGAUGGUGAUGUUUUAAUGAAGGAUGUCAGCGAAAUAGCAACUGUGGUGGUACCCAGACAGUGCCAGGAGAAAAGGCAGUGUGGAGCCGAUGAUGAAAAGGAUGACAUGAAGAUGGAGACUGAAAUUAAAAGGAAUAAAAAGACACUUCUAGACCAGCAUGGCCAGUACCCAGUGUGGAUGAACCAGAGGCAGAGAAAGAGACUGAGGGCAAAGAGAGAAAAAAAGCGGGGGAAAAGCAAAGCCAAGGCAGCGAAGGGCCUGGCCUGGUAGACCCUUAAAAACUGGAGAGUAUUACACGGGACAGAACUUCAGUUCAGACUGUCUUCAGAUUUCAGCUGUCAUUAAAUGGAAGUUAUUUGUUUUCAUAUUUUAGUUUGGACUUAAUUCUGUAGUUUAAAACAAAAAAAUAACUCAUUUCUGUUGGGUACUUAAAUAAAAUUACUUCUCUGAUGAAAGAACGUUAUGCUGAAAUUGUAAUUGGAUACUGCCAAUAUUUUAGUAUUAUCAGACAUCUCAAUCUUGUGAGCAUUAAUGUGGCUCUAAUUGAUCUUACAAUAGCAAUUAUACUCAGUGCCUCAGAUUAAAACAUGCUUAUGCCAACAAAAUUUGGACAGAAAGCUAUUACAUUGUCAUAUAUAAAAAUAGCAUGUCAAGGGGCUGAAAGAGUGGC